AUGAAUUCUACGAACGAGUCGAUAACGUCUAAUGGGAUGCAUUCCGGAAAAACUUAUCAGCAUCAAGAUAAACUUCCAAAAUUGCCUAUACCCCCUUUGGAAGAGACCCUAGAAAAAUAUUUAGUAGCAGUCAAGCCUCUUCAGACUCUUGAGCAGCAUGAAGAGACCAAGGCAACAGUUCAACAAUUUCUUCAAAAUGAAGGUCCUGAACUUCAAAAGAAAUUAAAAAGAUAUGCUGACAAUAAAUCCAGUUAUAUCGAAGAAUUCUGGUACGACUCUUAUCUCAACUACUCAGAUUCGGUGGUCUUAAAUUUGAAUCCGUUUUUUGUGUUGGAAGAUGAUCCCACACCCGCAAGAAAUAACCAAGUUGUUCGUGCUGCCUCCUUAAUUAUAUCUUCCCUAAAAUUCGUUCAAGCUUUGAGAUCAGAAACACUCGAACCGGAUGUAUUUAGGGGUACACACCUUUGUAUGUCACAAUUCCAACGUUUAUUUGGCACUGCGCGUCUUCCAACCGAGGAUGGAUGUAAAAUGGAUACCGAUCAAAAUUCCCAACAUAUUGUUGUAAUAUGCAGAAGUCAAUUUUAUUGGUUUGAUGUCUUAGAUGAAGAUAAUGAAGUCGCAAUCACGGAAAAAACACUUGUUGCAAAUUUAAGGGCUAUUAAACAGGACGCACAGGCAAUGUCUGUAAUCGAAGUCGCCAAACAUUCUGUUGGCAUUUUGUCUACAGAAAAUCGUAAAACAUGGGCUGGUCUAAGAAAAAUUCUAGAAAAUUCUGAAAAUAAUAAAGAUUCUUUAAAAGUUCUUGAUUCGGCAUUGUUUGUCGUAUGCUUGGAUGAGGUUUCACCUACUUCUGGGGAUGAUGUUGCUAACAAUAUGUUAUGUGGUUCAUAUGAUGUCCAGCAAGCAGUGCAAGUUGGAACUUGUGCUAAUCGAUGGUAUGAUAAAUUACAGAUCAUUGUAUGCGAAAACGGAUCUGCUGGAGUGAAUUUUGAACAUACAGGCGUUGAUGGUCAUACAGUCCUUCGAUUUGUAUCGGAUAUUUACACCGACACAAUACUUCGCUUUGCACAAACCAUAAAUCAUCAAAUGAAACCUUUACUUCGCUCUUCAAAUCAUAAACAAAAACCAACUAACAAAACUGACACUACUCCAAAGAAGCUUGAGUGGGUUCUUAUCCCUGAAGUCUGUACAGGUAUCAGAUUCGCUGAGACUAGGUUAAGUGAUUUGAUCUUGCAGAAUGAAAUUAAAGUCUUGGAAUUUGAUAAAUACGCAGCUUACUAUGGUCUCUACGGGUCGAUUGAAUGUACUUAUGAACCGGCAAUGACUAAAUCUUUCCUUCAUGGGCGAACUGAAGCAAUUAGAUCAGUUACUACAAAUUCAGCUGAGUUUGUAAAAUUGUUUUGGUCAGCAGAUGCUUCUCGAGAAGAUAAAAUGACAGCUUUACGAAAGGCCAUUCACACUCAUGUGAAUUUGACAAAAAUGUGUUCGAAAGGGUUAGGACAAGAUAGACAUUUAUACGCAUUACAAUGUGUUUGGCAAAGAGAAAUGCGCAACACAAAUUUAGAUGAAGAGAAACUGCCACUUAUCUUUAAGGAUUCCGGAUGGCAGACGUUAAAUCACACUGUAAUAAGCACGAGUAACUGCGGUAACCCCGCACUCAGAUUAUUUGGAUUUGGUCCAGUUGUUUCCGAUGGAUUUGGGAUUGGUUAUAUUAUAAAAGAUGAAGGAAUCGCGUUUUGCGCUUCCUCAAAACAUCGUCAAACGCGUCGUUUCCUCCAAACACUCGAAAAUUAUUUAUCUGAUGUGCAAUUGCAGUUGAUAUCCGAACGACAAACACCUGUCUUAUCGCCGCGGGAUAUAUUAAAUGAUGAAAAUAUAUUGAAUAAUGGAAUUAUGAGAACGCCAUCAGGUUAUGGUCCUUUUAAUGUUGGUGGUGGUAUUGAAGAAUUACUUGAACACCAUAAGGAAGAAAAGAAAAGAGUUGGGAGGUCACUGAAAUUAGCAGAUUAUUGA
Molecule: messenger RNA, 2013 nt
Organism: Ambispora gerdemannii
Lineage: Eukaryota; Fungi; Glomeromycota; Glomeromycetes; Archaeosporales; Ambisporaceae
Source: the annotation of a GenBank genome assembly